GCGCAGCGGGUCUGUGGGCUGAAGAUGGCGGACAGAGAGAACGCUCUCGGAACGGCCUGUUCAGGCGCCUCCGACAUGGACGAGCCCGCCGCGAAAAGGUCCAAAUUCAGUCCGGCGACGAACCGCGGACCCGAAUCCGCCGAGACGGACACGCCUCCGUGCGUUUCAGCGGCCGCCGGGUGCCGGGAGGCGGCGGCGAAUUGUGCGCCGCCAGCGGAGACGAAGGAAGCGAAGCCGGCGAUGAUGGCGGUGGAGCAGGCCCCGGCAUCGCGAGGCGGAGACAACAAUGGACUGGGUCUGCCGGGCUCCGAGCCGCGCAAACCGGCGGGGAAGCUAAGCGACAGCUCCGCCUUUGGCGGGACGGAGGAAGGCGCCGAUUUUCUCGGGCAUGGCGAUCUGAUCCCCAACGGCCUCGCUGUCACGCCAGAGCACCUCGACGACGAAGACGACAGAUCUUCCCACGCCAGCUCCAGCGACUGGACUCCUCAGCCGCAAAUAAGUUCCUACAGCUACAUCCAGCAACACAUCAGAGAGACCGACCCCAGGGCCAUUCUGAGGGAUUUGCUUCCCGAGACCAUUCUCCCGCCGGAUUUAGACGACAUGACGCUGUGGCAGAUAAUCAUCAACAUCUCGGAGCCGCCGAAGAGGAGGAAACGGAAGGACGUCAACACCCUGGAAGACGUGGUCAAGCUGCUGCAUGAGAGCAAACGCAUCCUCGUGCUGACCGGAGCCGGCGUGUCCGUUUCGUGUGGAAUACCAGACUUUCGCUCCAGAGACGGGAUUUAUGCGCGUCUCGCUGUAGAUUUCCCCGACCUUCCGGAUCCUCAGUCCAUGUUUGACAUUGAAUACUUCAGAAGAGACCCCAGGCCCUUCUUCAAGUUUGCGAAGGAGAUUUUCCCCGGUCAGUUUCAGCCGUCACCCUGUCACCGAUUUAUAUCCAUGCUGGACAAACAGGGGAAGCUGCUACGCAACUACACACAAAACAUCGAUACGCUGGAGCAAGUGGCCGGAGUUCAGCGCAUCAUCCAGUGUCACGGAUCAUUUGCAACUGCAUCCUGUCUCGUCUGUAAACACAAAGUGGAUUGUGAAGCAAUAAGGGCCGACAUCCUAAAUCAGGUUGUCCCUCGCUGUCCCCGCUGUCCAGACAUUCCUCUGGCCAUCAUGAAGCCAGACAUCGUCUUUUUUGGAGAAAACCUCCCAGAGCUGUUCCACAGAGCCAUGAAGCAGGACAAAGACGAGGUGGACCUCCUCAUCGUCAUCGGCUCGUCUCUAAAAGUCCGGCCAGUCGCUCUCAUCCCAAACUCCAUUCCUCACGACGUGCCUCAGGUUCUGAUCAACAGGGAGCCGCUGCCUCAUCUGAACUUCGACGUGGAGCUGCUGGGGGACUGCGACGGCAUCAUCAACGAGCUCUGCCACCGCCUGGCCGGAGACUUUGAGCGGCUCUGCUACAACACGCUAAGACUCACUGAGAUCACAGAGAAACCUCCCCGGUUACCAGAACCGACGCCGCCGCCGCCGGCAGCAGACACGGCCCAGCAGGAGGCCAAGCCGGCCCGUACGGUUCCGUCGGAGGAGGCCGGGAGCCCCAGUGUCACACAAACUGCCAGUAGUAACGUAACGCCCCCAGAGCCUUGUUCGAACGCUCAGCGACGGAGCGCAGACGCCGCCGAGGCGCCAGAGUCGCCCAAGGAGGACGCGGCUGAAGCCAACGGCCAGACCCCCCGGCUGGAAACCCGAAAACGGUUCUGGAUGAGUCGGGUCAGCAGAAGUCCGAUAAGCAAACGGCUGGAAGGGGCUCAGUACCUGUUCCAGGCACCCAACCGGUACAUCUUCCACGGGGCCGAGGUCUACUCCGACUCCGAGGACGAGACGUCGAGCUCCUGUGGCAGCGACAGCGACGCGUCCGAGUGCAGCCGCGAAGAGCCGGAGGACUGCAGCGAGCAGGAGGAAGAGGAGGAGGAGGAGGAGGAGGCGACGAUGGCGGCCAGGCCGGCGAGCGAAGACACAUUCCACAGAGACAACGACGAGGCGGCGGCGAGCCUGCAGACAGACAAUACGUCAGAGAGGAGCACGCAUCUUUAGACGUUCAGAGACUCCACACAGCACUAACUGUCUUUUUUUUUUAUAUAUAUAUAUAUAUAUAUGAGAGAUAAAUAUGUUCCUAUGCGUCUUGGCUUGUCGUGCUUACUGUUUGUUUUCCAUGAAGCUGAACGGCGGCGUGCACACGGCGGCUCUUUUCCGUCUGAAGCUUCACGAUGCAGAACAGACGCCUGUCUUCUUGGACUCUUUUCUUUUUUUAUUGUUUUUUGUUGUUAAGCGUUACCACGGCGCCAUGUUGCCCUUCAGCUCCUGAACCGGCGUGGUUCUCACGGCGUUCCAGGCACAUCUCUGUGUCGUUGCGUUUGGUCUGCGACGUUACCCAGCAUGCAGCAGAGAGUUUCAGUCCUCCCCUUUUCCCCGGUGUCGGCUGUGGAAAAGGAGCGGCGCGCUUUCGUUUCAGACCAAAGAACACUUUAGCGGCAGACUCAUCCGUGCUUUUUUCUACGUCUGAUCUCUCCUUUUUUUAUUUCUCUCUCGGAGCGGAGGAGGAGGUGUUCCUCCUGACAUCUGGCAGCUACUUUGAUGGUCAAGCCUUUCUUUAUUUUUAUAUCCGGAUGCGAGACAUACUCGUCAGAGGGUAGACGGUUGAUUUUAAGUUGUAUAAAGUUAUACUAGAGACUUUAUAUGGUGGAGAGGUUUGGCUAUAUUCAGCUGUAAACCUGUAGAAAUAUACUCUAACGGGAAAAACCGGCACUUUUUUUUUUUUUUUUUUCCUCUCCUGUGCCACUCCGGUUUUGUUUCUUGGCAGGAAAAGGAGCUAAAUGCCAAAUGGACACGUCUACAGCAAAAUAAGCCCCAUCAUUAUUUCUUUUUGUUUUUGUUUUUAUUUUUGGAAAGUGAUUUGUUAACCAGAUUUUAAGAAGCAUUUUAAUAUGACUGUUUCUCUGCUGGGGUUCUUGAGUAAAACAACGAUGAUGCUCUCAA
Molecule: messenger RNA, 3024 nt
Organism: Fundulus heteroclitus (mummichog)
Lineage: Eukaryota; Metazoa; Chordata; Actinopteri; Cyprinodontiformes; Fundulidae
Gene: sirt1
Product: sirtuin 1
Exons: 9
Coding region: 25-2082 (685 amino acids)
Molecular function (GO): NAD+ binding
Source: RefSeq, a predicted model, not a curated record